Messenger RNA from Phycomyces blakesleeanus NRRL 1555(-), 726 nucleotides. RefSeq lists its product as hypothetical. Gene Ontology annotation, cellular component: Dsc E3 ubiquitin ligase complex. The record is from RefSeq and is a predicted model, not a curated record. Gene Ontology annotation, biological process: protein processing; SREBP signaling pathway. Bases 1 to 726 code for a protein of 241 amino acids. The transcript has 3 exons. NCBI's taxonomy places the organism in Eukaryota, Fungi, Mucoromycota, Mucoromycetes, Mucorales, Phycomycetaceae.
AUGCUCCUGCAAAAGACUGGGUGUGGAUGCCAAUCUCUUCCUUGGGCAUUCCAUCAGAAUCAUCUAAUGAGUAUACCUGCCAAGCGAGACGUAUUACGAUCGCUCGAUUAUCUACUCUACUGUCACUUUGUCUAUCUUUAUUUUCUCGAUGCUAGUCUUUUCCUCUUUUGUAUCCGUAUGUUCUUACAGCUGGUAAGUUCACAACUGGAGCAAAAUUCCAGCCGCCCUUGCUCGCAGCAGCUUCUUUCCCCACGCUCAUUCGCACGCUCAUUACGCACAGCACUUGGAAUUGUAACAGCAGGAUACUUAGGAUGCCUUCUCAUGCAUCUCACUUUUGAACCAGGUCAACCUGGAAUCCUUAUUGAUUUUAUUGGAAACCAACAACUUCCUACUACUAUGCGAUUAAUUACCUUGGACAGUGUCGUUUAUAUUGGGCAAAUUAUCCGGAUCUUCAUUUCAUCCAGUUUAUCCCAAACCCUUGUCAACUCAUCUAUCGCAACUACUUUAGCCGUACCACCAGCCCUGGUUCCUGCGCUAGGUUCUGAUCGUAUCACACUAAUGCUACCUUCUGAACGUACUCAAAAUGAAGAGAAUUGUGAUGAUUUGUUUUAUCAUCCCGGACUAGUUGUCGAUAUUAGUCUAAGAUCUUCGGUGCGUAAUGUGAUGUAUGCGGAUAUGGAAGAUCCACACACAGCAAGAGAUGGAUCAGAUAGACUACCAGUAUAA